AUGCAAGGCGGGCACACCUACCGACAGCACGAAGCGGACCUGUGUCUACUUCUCGGCAACGUCGAGCAAAGCGUUCGUGACUUGGACAGUAAAAUUGAGUACCAUCUGAGAGCAAGCGAAGGAGUCGACGAGCACGGCCGCCCAAAGGUUUCGAAACGAGCAUGGCUUAUGGCCGCGUCUAAGAUUGAGCAUCUGCGUCAAAAUAUCCGCGACGCGCGCGACAACCUCACGGCUGCCUUGAUGGUUCUGGGUCCACAAACGACUAGGGACGUGUUCGGGACCAUCGCCAUUCAGACACAAGACUUUCGAACUCUCUCGUCGGAGCAUAUGUUGGAUGCUGGAUCGCGCGCGCCAACACGGCAACGUCCUCCUGAGCAAGUACAAUCGCUAGCCAAUCAAGUCGAGAGAUUUUGUAUCGCCGAGGAUGACGAAGAUGAGAACAGCUCCCCAACGCCAGGGUGUGCAGCCCCUCUCAAGUCAUUCGAGCGAUCAUGCAUCUGGUCCAUCUAG
Messenger RNA from Saxophila tyrrhenica, 510 nucleotides. RefSeq lists its product as uncharacterized. The transcript is spliced from 2 exons. Lineage: Eukaryota; Fungi; Ascomycota; Dothideomycetes; Mycosphaerellales; Extremaceae. Bases 1 to 510 code for a protein of 169 amino acids. The record is from RefSeq and is a predicted model, not a curated record.